This is a messenger RNA of Clavispora lusitaniae ATCC 42720, 1710 nucleotides long. RefSeq names its product RNA-binding signal recognition particle subunit (gene SRP54). Gene Ontology annotation, biological process: SRP-dependent cotranslational protein targeting to membrane; SRP-dependent cotranslational protein targeting to membrane, translocation. NCBI's taxonomy places the organism in Eukaryota, Fungi, Ascomycota, Pichiomycetes, Serinales, Metschnikowiaceae. Gene Ontology annotation, cellular component: cytosol; signal recognition particle, endoplasmic reticulum targeting. Gene Ontology annotation, molecular function: ATP hydrolysis activity; endoplasmic reticulum signal sequence receptor activity; GTP binding. The record is from RefSeq and is a predicted model, not a curated record.
AUGGGAUGUACGGGUGUUGGCCAAGCACCAGAAAAAAAUCUCCACUCUUUUCUAACCGCCAUGGUUUUAGCUGAUCUUGGUUCGAGAUUGCGUAAUGCGCUUGGCUCCGUGGAGUCAGGCUCGGAAGAUGAGGUCCAGAACAUGAUCAAGAAUAUCUGUUCGGCUUUGCUCGAGUCCGAUGUCAAUGUUCGGCUCGUGGCUCGCUUGAGAGACAAUAUCCGCCAGAAAAUCGCCGUUGAAAUCAAAAGCGCCAACGAGUCGUCGGCCAACAAACGCAAAAAGCUACAGAAAAUAGUCUUUGACGAGUUAUGUGGGCUUGUGGACUCGCACGAAGAGCCUCCCAAACCGAAAAAGUUGAGCCAGACCAAGUCUGUCGCCAAGCACGGGAAGAAACCAAAGAAAAUCGCCGCCGAGUCCCAUGUGAUCAUGUUUGUUGGUUUGCAAGGUGCGGGAAAAACGACGUCGUGUACGAAGUUGGCAGUGUACUACAAGAAGAGAGGCUUCAAAGUGGGUUUGGUGUGUGCUGAUACUUUCAGAGCAGGUGCUUUUGACCAGUUGAAGCAAAACGCCAUCAAGUCCAACAUCCCGUUCUACGGUUCCUAUUUGGAAACAGACCCGGUCAAGGUGGCCUACGAAGGUGUCAAGAAGUUCAAAGAAGACAAGUUCGACAUCAUCAUUGUGGACACAUCUGGUCGCCACAAACAAGAACAGUCACUUUUCAAUGAAAUGGUACAAAUCAGUGAAGCUGUCCAGCCGACCCAGACCAUCAUGGUCAUGGACGCUUCUAUAGGUCAAGCUGCAGAGGGCCAGGCCAAAGCUUUCAAAGAAAGUUCCAAUUUCGGAUCGAUUAUUUUGACCAAAAUGGACGGCCACGCUAAAGGAGGUGGUGCCAUUUCUGCUGUGGCAGCGACAGAAACGCCAAUUGUGUUCAUCGGAACAGGAGAGCACGUGGGCGACUUUGAGGUGUUCAAGCCCUCGACAUUUAUUUCCAAGUUGUUGGGUAUUGGUGAUGUUCAAUCUUUGAUUGAGCACGUGCAACUGUUGAAUCUUCAAGACGAUGAGAAUCACAAGAAAACGCUCGAAAACUUCAAGGAGGGUAAAUUCACUUUGCGUGAUUUCCAGACACAGAUGAAUAAUUUCUUGAAAAUGGGACCGUUGACCAACAUUGCAUCGAUGAUUCCAGGAAUGUCGAACAUAAUGAACCAAGUGGGCGAGGAAGAGACAAGCAAAAAAAUCAAGAACAUGAUCUACAUCAUGGACUCUAUGACGGCCCAAGAGUUAGACUCUGACGGCCAACUUUUCACAAAAGAGCCCACGAGGAUUUUGCGAGUGGCCCGAGGCUCGGGCUGCUCAGCUGUGGAAGUGGAGAUGGUGUUGCAACAACAGCGCAUGAUGGCCACUAUGGCUGGAACUGCUAAAGCCAUGGGAGGCAACGGCGCUCCAGCUCCAGGAGGAAAUAUGCAGAGAAUGAUGCAACAAGCGCAGUCGAACCCUAAUUUCAUGCAACAGGCCAUGAGCAUGUUGGGUGGCGGUGGCGCUGGUGGAGGUAUGCCUGACAUGUCGUCCAUGAUGAACAACCCACAGAUGAUGCAGCAGGCACAGCAAAUGAUGGCGCAGAACCCGAACUUGAUGCAACAGGCACAGCAGAUGAUGCAGAAUCCAGGAAUGAUGCAGAAAAUGAUGCAGCAGUUUGGCAUGGGUGGAAUGUAA